Molecule: messenger RNA, 2046 nt
Organism: Contarinia nasturtii (swede midge)
Lineage: Eukaryota; Metazoa; Arthropoda; Insecta; Diptera; Cecidomyiidae
Exons: 4
Coding region: 383-1921 (512 amino acids)
Molecular function (GO): protein binding
Source: RefSeq, a predicted model, not a curated record
UGUAUGGCAUACACAUUUUGACGCAGUUAACAUUGCAGUAAAUCGCACAUUGUACGUUUUUUCCACUGGUGAGCAAAAAUAAAAAAAACACAUCAGCAUCUGAUCGAAUUACAGCUAAGGUGUGCGGAUAAAUUAUUUCUUUAGUUUUGCUUUUUAUUACCCAUAUUUGAUUUUUUUCCCUUUUUGAUUGAAAAUAGUUAAUUUUGAAGAAGGUCAUCGGUAUAACGCACAUUGGAUUCUCCUUAGCCUCAUUUAACAACAAAAUACCGAAUGUCACAUCGUCAUUGAGCACAAGCAUCGUCCUUAACGUAGAGAGAAAAACAACCAAAUUUUUUUCGAUUUUUCAAAUAAACGAAAAUUGUAAAGAGCACAAAAAAGUAUUAUGUCAGCGGAGGUUCAUCAAAAUGAAUUUUUUCACAAUCCAUAUGAAUCGAAUGCGACAAAAUUUUAUGAUCUAAACGAUGACUGUGUGCUAGAAAUUUUUCAACGAUUGUCUGUAUUGGAUUUGUGUGCAAUACGUUAUACUUGCAAAAGAUUUGAUGCACUUGCUGAAUAUUUUUUCAAAAUGGUUUACAAAACGUUGAAUUUUAGCAAUACGAAUAUAAAAGGUGAAUAUUCACUAUUAACGGAGGAUGAAAUGAAAACAAUUCUCAAUACAUUUGGCGGUCAAAUGGAUUCGGUGACAGUGAAUGCAGACUCAUUUGAACCGGAAUCAAAGGUUGUGCUCCAAAUUAUCAAUGAAUACUGUGGUGCCAAGCGUUUACGCUUUUUUAAAAUGGUUAAAUUUGUAAUCGACGAUGAAACGGUCGAACGUUGCAAUCGUCUCUGGUCCAAUAUCGAUCAAUUAACGAUUGAUAAAUGCUAUGUGGAUGAUGAUGUGCUAAAGGAAUUAUUACAAAAAUGUUCAUCGCUUAAUCAAUUGGAAAUGAUACGUCAAAUGAACACAGAUGGUCGUUGUUUGAUGCACGAAUUUCCCCAACUCGAAGGCUUUUCAUUGCGAUCGAAUGAUAACUUUGAUCCAUUGUGCAUGAAUACAUUCCUGAAGAAAAAUACACAGCUUCGAUCGUUGUCGUUGAUUGGCUGUAAUUUUGUUGAUGACGAAAUUUUCGAAAUUAUUGCCGACAAUCUCAUCAAUUUGGAAGCAUUGUACAUUCGUGUGGUGCAUGUGACCUCACAAUUCGAAACCAAUCUCAACAAUUUAUUGCGUUUACAACAUUUACGUAAGCUUGAAUUUAAUUGUAAUCUUCGGCCAAUUGUUACAUUUGUAUCGGGUUUGGCAAUGACAAAUCGCAUCGAACAAUUGGGCAUAUCAUCGGCUGAACUAACACCAGAAUUGUGUGGUGCCUUGUGCAAUUUGAAAAAUUUACAAAUUCUCAAGCUUAUUUCGAUGUACGAUGGCCAAUUGAAAAGCAUUAAAUCGAUUGCACAGCAGCUGGACAAACUCAAAGAAUUUCACGUUAUCGAAUGUGAUGUUAUUGAUUUUGAGCAAAUGCUUGAAUUCGUCGAAAAUGCACCGAAACUCGAAAAAUUGGUCAUCAUUCAAUGCAGCAAAAUCAUUCCGAUCACAUCGCAACAAUUUGUCCAAAUGGCGGAAAGUGCAAUGAAACGUGUCGAUAAAUUGCAGCUCAGCAUUCAUUUGGACUACUAUGAGCUAAAAUUGACGAAAGAAUUGAUCAGCGAUGAAAUGCGCAAAGAAUAUUUGCAUAUUUUGCAAGUGGUGCCAUUGUCCUGGGAAGACAACUAUAAAUCGGGAGUGGUCUCUGACAAUUUGUAUUUUGCCGAAGAAGGUGGCGCAUUUGAUUAUGAUCCGGUCGAUGAUGAUAUUGACGAUGGCAUUGACGAUGACGAAGAAUUUAAUGAUCCAUACAAUGUUUGGACAAACGAAUGCGAUUUCGAUGAUGAAGAUCUCUACCCAUUUUAAUGGCGAACACAUUCCGUGAUAUUGAUGCAUGUGUUUUUUGGUCCAUGCAUGCCACAGGCGUUUAAACCCAAUAAGUUUUGAACAGUUCAACUUUAAAUAAAAACCAAAUCACUGUGAAUGCCACA